Messenger RNA from Vittaforma corneae ATCC 50505, 198 nucleotides. RefSeq lists its product as uncharacterized. The record is from RefSeq and is a predicted model, not a curated record. The transcript has a single exon. The coding region runs from base 1 to 198 and encodes 65 amino acids. NCBI's taxonomy places the organism in Eukaryota, Fungi, Microsporidia, Nosematidae.
AUGGGGUUUCAUAAAUAUUCAAAAUUAACCUUCAAGAGUAUAUUAUUUAAAUUUCCAAUUAAAAAAAUAGCCCUCAAUGUUUGUGAAAUCAGAUAUAAUCUGCUUGAAAUUCCUCAAAAAAGGGACCAUUUUUUGAAGAAUAUCUCGUAUGUGUCAGUUUGGAAUCUACAAAACCACCAAAAUUUACACUUAGAGUAA